AUGGGAUGUUGCAACUCUACAGAGAUAGAAGAGGAGCUAGACCCACUUGCUCAAUUCCACGAGAGUACCGCCAGACAGUGUGAUAUAAAACCUAAUUAUUUUGUCCUCGAGAUAGGGUUUUAUAAAGGACAUGGACUACAGGUUGUACUGGAGCUUCUCAAUGGUGGUCCUGGGAGGGUAAUGGGUACAGAAACAUCGGAAAAACAUCUGGAGGAAGUGACCAAAAAACUACACGAAGAUAUUGAUACAGGAACUCUAGAACUUGACCUUAGUGCACCGGAAUCUUUAUCGUACCUUCAUAAUAUGUUUGAUUGUGUUUAUAACGUAAACGGUUUCUAUUACUGGGAUGAUAUUAAAACGGCCGCAUGUGAAAUUUAUCGUGUUCUUAGACCUGGAUGUCUGUUUCUCACGUGUAUUCAUGACUAUAAGCCAGUUCUCACAAAAAAGCAGCAGAAACGACAAGAUAAUGUGCCAAAGGUAAAGAAUAAAGGAAUUUCUAUACAAGAUUAUGCCGAUAUUUUACGAGAACAAGGAUUUGCUAAUGUUAGAAUUCUUGAACAUAGGAAUAUUCACUCAGGAUUUAAAUAUCAAACAGUACAAGCCUUUGCCAGGAAAAGGAAGUAACAGCCAUAGUGAGCUU
Molecule: messenger RNA, 640 nt
Organism: Ruditapes philippinarum (Manila clam)
Lineage: Eukaryota; Metazoa; Mollusca; Bivalvia; Venerida; Veneridae
Exons: 3
Coding region: 1-624 (207 amino acids)
Molecular function (GO): S-adenosylmethionine-dependent methyltransferase activity
Source: RefSeq, a predicted model, not a curated record